CACAUACAAACACACAACUCGCCUCUCCUGCUUAAACCCCGAUGUUCUGAUGAUGCUCCGGGUGCUGUAGCGGGUCUGCGGGCUGUGACAUGCCGGGAGGAGUGCAGCGGACCCCGGGAAGCACACAGACAUGCAGCGGGCCGUGGAGGAGCUGGUCCAGGCGCUGGAGACAUACCGCGGCCGGGACAAAGUGAUCCGUACAGCAUGUUAUGGGGCUCAGCUGGUGGGCGGAGUCUUGUGCCGUGACUCGUCCCCUGAUGGUUCGUCUCGGCGUUUGGGGCGGAGCUUGCUGCUGCUCUCUGCUCAGCUCAGCCACUGUAGGACCAUCCUGAGGCUGUUUGAUGACCUGUCCAUGUUAGCUUACUCCCACAGCUACGGGCUGGGCGCUACGGAGGAGGACUUGUGCGUGCGUGGCCUCUCUGUUCUCACUAAUAUGGCUGAUCAGCUGUACUAUCCGUGUGAGCAUGUGGCCUGGGCUGCAGACGCUCACCUGGUCCCAGUCCAGUCCCAGCGCUGGUGGCUCCUGAGCACCGUGCUGUGGGGGACCUCUCUGCUGCUCAGCAUACUCAGGUCUGUGCGUGUGGUGGUGCUUCUGAAGAGGAAGCUGCAGAAAUGUGAUAGAGGAGAAGAGGACAGGAGCAGGGUGCCAGGGCUAUGCAGACAGGUGAAGGUUGAGCUCCUGUCCAUGGUGAGCAAUGCAGCUGACCUGUGCAACGCGGUGCACUGGAUGCCCCCAGGCUUCCUCUGGGCGGGACGCUUCCCUGAAUGGACCGUCGGGCUCAUGGGGACCAUCUCCUCUGUGAUUGGUCUACUCAAGAUGUCCAGCAGCCAAUCAGAAGCCUAAUUGUUCAGACACAGUAGGCUUGUUUGAGAUCAGCUACAGCAGCACAGAUUCGAUGGGUGUUGAGCAAUGUGGAUCUGAAUGUGGUUAGAUUUGUGUCUGACUUGCUCUGUUGUCACAUGUACGUCUGUAACAGUGUUUGCCAUAAAGUCCCCCCUGGUCAGAUUUUGCCCCCCUUCACAAAUAGUUCAUUUUUUGUCAUCCAGGAGAGGUGCAAUUCAUCUCAAACAAGCCUAAUGAGCUCUGUCUAAAGCACGUAUUUCUACAGUUUGAGUAAAUUGUUAAUGUUCCAAAAUGUCCUAGAUCUAAUUUACUGCUGCUAAAUAGUCAAUAUUUCUUGAUUUUUUUUCUCAGUUAAUAGAUUCUUUCUAAAAAUUUCUGUAGUCUACUGCUGCAAUUUUGUACCAAUGUAUUUACUGUCUGCAGAAUGCAACUUGAUUAACAGCUGCACUCCCACCUAGUGUUGUCAAAAGUAUCCAAAAUCAGAUACAAAUCAAUCCUAAAAGUAGUGUCAAAACUAGAUACUAAUUUGAGCAAGUAUCAAUACUAAAAAAGCUUCAUUCACAAGACAGAAAUGAAGAUUUCCAGCUUUAAAAUGAUCUUGAGCUGUAUCAGAAAAAGCAGAAAAUCACAUAGACUAGUAUAGGCCCAUGCACCACUAUGGAGCCUACCUGGACGACUGAGGGAUUACACAGAUAUUGUUGUCUAAAUAAAGAGUGUUUUAUUAUUAUUAUUAUUAUUAUUAUUAUUAUUAUUAUUAUUAUUAUUAUUAUUAUUAUUAUUAU
This is a messenger RNA of Periophthalmus magnuspinnatus, 1626 nucleotides long. It is a transcript of the gene pex11g, whose product is annotated as peroxisomal biogenesis factor 11 gamma. Gene Ontology annotation, biological process: peroxisome fission. NCBI's taxonomy places the organism in Eukaryota, Metazoa, Chordata, Actinopteri, Gobiiformes, Gobiidae. The record is from RefSeq and is a predicted model, not a curated record. The coding region runs from base 131 to 844 and encodes 237 amino acids. The transcript is spliced from 5 exons. Gene Ontology annotation, cellular component: peroxisomal membrane.